Molecule: messenger RNA, 2052 nt
Organism: Dendronephthya gigantea
Lineage: Eukaryota; Metazoa; Cnidaria; Anthozoa; Malacalcyonacea; Nephtheidae
Product: bifunctional polynucleotide phosphatase/kinase-like
Exons: 17
Coding region: 43-1911 (622 amino acids)
Biological process (GO): DNA repair
Molecular function (GO): polynucleotide 3'-phosphatase activity; double-stranded DNA binding; protein binding
Source: RefSeq, a predicted model, not a curated record
UCAAUAUGGCGGACGAAAGAUAGUUCAAUUUUUUAUAUUUUCAUGUUUUUUGCACUCGCUGCUUUGCGAAAUGUCAUCCGAUGCGCAUUUCUGACAAAUAUGGAGUGUUAUCUACUUUGCAGUAAUAAAACUCACGGUCGUAUCUUCCUGCCUGACAAGAAAUCUGUGACGGUUGGUCGGACGCCAACGACUGAAAUUCGAGAUAAAAAAUUAUCCAGAAAGCAAGUUGAAUUGACUGCGGAUUAUGGACAGCGAACUGUUCUAGUUAAACAAUUUGGUAAAAACCCGAGCACUGUCAGAGGCAAAUCAUUGGCGAGGGAUGAAACGAAUACACUAAGUCCUGGAGAAAAAUUAUGCCUUUUGGGUUUAAAAUAUGAACAUUUCAUUCGUUUUACAACACAAGCUGGAAGCGACGCCGGCGACGAUUUUCACAGUCGAAAGAAAUCAAACCAGAAACGUAGGAUAGAAACUGACGAUUCAGACCAAAGCAGUUUACAGCCGUCUAAGAGGUUGAAAACUGCUGGGAAUGAGCUUGACGUUGAGAUAGGUAGGAAUGAGAAUGAUAUUGAUGAUCUCAGGGCAGAGUUUGGCGAAAAACUGAUAAAAGAGAUCAGUUCUCAUGAUGAAGAAAUUGGUAAAAAUGUAGAAACGACGAAGUCUUUUGACAAAGACUCAGUUGAGUGUCAACCAUUAGGUUGUUCUCAGUGGGACGAAACUGCGUCUGGGACACUUCUCAUACACAGAAGUGCUGGACUUGUCCCAAAAGAGAAGGUGGCAAGUUUUGAUCUCGAUGGGACAAUCAUUACCACCCAGUCUGGCCGCGUGUUUCCUACAGGACCAGAGGACUGGAGGAUAAAAUACCCGCAGAUUCCUUCAAAAAUACAGUUAUUACAUAAAGACGGUUUUAAGAUUGUCAUCUUUACAAAUCAGGGCCCAAUAAGUAAAGGAAGACUAAAAAAAGAGGAUUUUCGAAGGAAAAUCGAGAAAAUUUUGUUGAAACUACAAGUCCCUGUACAGGUAGUUUCUUCAGAUACGGUGGUUCGAUCUCAAAGCUUGACAGGGAACUUAAAAUGCUUAUCUUGGCAGGUUUUUGCUGCAACUAGUAAAGAUAUUUAUCGUAAGCCUAUGACGGGAAUGUGGCGAUAUUUAGUCGAAAAGGAAAAUCAUGGUUUCCCCGUGGAUCUUUCCUUGUCGUUUUACGUCGGAGAUGGCGCUGGCAGACCUGUAAACUGGGCCCCAAAGACGAAAAAAGAUUUUGCUUGUAGCGAUAGAACUUUUGCAAAGAACGUCGGUAUCCCAUUCCAUACUCCUGAAGAGUUUUUCCUCAACAAGAAACCAGCACCUUUCAGCUGGCCCGAGUUCAACCCGAUGGCUAUAGAAGAAAAUUUACCUCUAUUCAGUCCGACAACAGCGAAACUUAUCGCGGACGAGCCAGAGGUCAUAAUCAUGGUUGGCUACCCGGCAUCUGGAAAGACGACUUUUGUAAAGAAGCAUAUUCUACCCCAUGGCUACAUUCACGUGAACAGAGACACCGUUGGAAGCUGGCAAAAAUGUGUAGCGAUGUGUGACGCAGAGCUGACGAGAAAGAAGAGCGUUGUUGUUGACAAUACCAGUCCAGAUAAAGAAUCCAGACAAAGAUAUAUUCAGGUUGCAAGGAAACACAAGGUGCCAGUGAGAUGUUUUCUUCUCAAUGUUUCGUACGAUCAUGCGCAACACAACAACCGGAUAAGAGAGAUGACAAACAACGAUAAAAAUUACAAAUCCGUGGGAACUAUGGUGUAUAAUACAUACAGGUCAUCUUACCAAGAACCGAGUGUUUCUGAAGGAUUCAAAGAAAUCUUGAAGAUCAAUUUUCUUCCACACUUCGAUACAAUUUCGAUGAAGGAAAUGUAUAUGCAGUACACAGAAUAAACAUUGACAAAAAUGAAUAUUGUAAAAACUUCAAGAGAAAGAGACAAGUUUAGCGCAAUAAACUCUCAUUUCAAAAAUUACCUGUCGCCUCGUAAAACACAUAGAUAGGCAACUUAUGUAACAAAUUUCAAAAUAUAUUUA